AUGGACAUGGAUAGCCAAGGUUACCAGGACAUAGAAGGUGAGAAGGAGGCCACCAGGGAGAGGGACAACCAAGGUUUCCAGGAAAUAGAAGGUGAGAAGAAAGCCACUAGAGAGAAGGACAGCCAAAGUUUCAAGGACAUAGAAGGUGCGAUUGAGGCUACCACGGAGAAGAACAGCGAAGAUGAGAAGGACAUUGAAGGUGGGAAUGACGCAGCCGGGAAGAAGAACGACGAAGGUGACAAGGACGUGGAAGCUGAGGAGGACGUUGCCGGAGAGAAAGACAACAAAGGUGACAAGGACGCCGACGACGAGAAGGACGUCGAAACUAUGAAGGAGGCCGCCAGGGAGGAGAACAAUGAAGGUGAGAAGGGUACCGACAAUGACACAAAACAUGCCAACGAAGAGAAGAACACCGUCGUGGACAAGGGCGACAAGAAUGAAUCCACUACUGAAUAUGCUACCCCUGAUGAAGUGAGGCAGGAAGAAAAGGAGAACCAGGAUAAUGCACACUAG
Dioscorea cayenensis subsp. rotundata (Guinea yam) is the source of this 513-nucleotide messenger RNA. RefSeq names its product glutamic acid-rich protein-like. The transcript is spliced from 2 exons. Lineage: Eukaryota; Viridiplantae; Streptophyta; Magnoliopsida; Dioscoreales; Dioscoreaceae. The record is from RefSeq and is a predicted model, not a curated record. The coding region runs from base 1 to 513 and encodes 170 amino acids.